Daucus carota subsp. sativus is the source of this 1161-nucleotide messenger RNA. RefSeq names its product protein FAR1-RELATED SEQUENCE 5-like. Lineage: Eukaryota; Viridiplantae; Streptophyta; Magnoliopsida; Apiales; Apiaceae. The record is from RefSeq and is a predicted model, not a curated record. The transcript has a single exon. Bases 1 to 1161 code for a protein of 386 amino acids. Gene Ontology annotation, biological process: regulation of DNA-templated transcription.
AUGGAAUCUGAGUUCGAAAAUCAAUUGAUCGAGGAAAGUGACCAUGAAGAAGAGGAAGAACAAGAACCAUUUGAUAUGCAAGAGGAAGAUAAUGAUCAAGAAAUUUCAGAAAAGCUCUCGCCCCCAAAGGUAAAUUCUGUUUUUGAUUCUGAAGUCGAGGUUUGUGAAUAUUAUAGACGAUAUGGACAACAAAAUGGGUUCGGAAUUACAAUAAGAAAUACUAGAAAAAUUGACGGAGUUAGCACAUACUUAACAGUGGCAUGUCAUAGAUACGGUGACUCUCAUCGGAAAGUAGUGGGUAGUUUAAAUCCAAAGCCCGUUGUAAAAUCAAAUUGUAAAGCUAGAUUGUGUGCUAAAAGAAUGGAAGAUGGUAAAUGGUGUGUGACUCGGUUUGAUAAUGAACACAAUCAUGAUUUGAGUCCAAGUAAAGCCCAUCGUUUUCGAUGCAAUAGAAAGUUAACAAAUCAUGCAAAAAGAAGUCUUAAUUUAUUUGAUGAAGCUGGUAUUCCUAUGAAUAAGAGUUAUAAUACUCUUGUGGUAGAACAUGGAGGUCACGAAAAUAUGUCUUUCAAUAAAAAAGAUUGUGAAAACUAUAUGAGGACAAUUAGAAGAUUGAGACUGGCAGAGGGUGAUGCUGUUGCCCUCCAAAAAUAUUUUAAUUAUGCACAGUCAGUAGAUUCCAAUUUCUAUUAUUCAAUAGACCUUGAUGAUGAAAAUAGGAUAAAAAAUCUAUUUUGGGCUGAUGCACGGUGUAGAGCAGCAUAUAAAGAGUUUGGAGAUGUUGUGACAUUUGAUACUACAUAUCUAACCAAUAGAUAUGAUAUGCCAUUCGCGCCUUUUGUAGGAGUUAAUCAUCAUGGCCAAUCUAUAUUAUUUGGAUGUGGCUUAAUAUCAAAUGAGGACACAAAAACAUUUGUAUGGUUGUUUGAAGCCUGGCUUAACUGCAUGUCUAGUAAUCCACCAAAUGCCAUAAUUACAGAUCAAGAUAGAGCAAUGCAAAAUGCGAUUGAGCAUGUUUUUCCUAAGGCACGUCAUCGCUGGUGUUUAUGGCAUAUUAUGAAGAAAAUUCCUGAAAAGUUAAAGGGGUACAGUGAGUAUGAGUCAAUAAAAUUUCAGCUCCAAAAUAUUGUGUAUGAUUAUAAAAAGAUAAGGGGAAAGUGA